AUGCAAACCUUGCGGACACCAUUCAAUCAGGAAAUACCAAGGGCAUUCAGUUAUCAAGACCGAAAUGGCAAAAAGCAAUUUGGUGGUGAAAAUUUACAACUCCUAACGGAUUUCGCACGUUUACAUGGCAUGCAACUGGAACUUGUACCGCUGCUGGACUACAAUAUCGCCAAAGUGCAGGGCGAUAUUGAAAAGGGCAUUUACAAUCUCUCCGUACACCGAUCAACAUUCUACAAUCCUUUGGCGAACAUAACCUUCAGCUAUCCCCUGGAAAAAUCGAAAAUUUGUAUAAUGGUUCCCGCCGAGGCGGAGUUGCCGCGCUAUUGGUAUUUGGUGUGGCCAUUUGAUGUCUACAUUUGGCUACUCUAUAUUCUGGCUGUACCCUAUGUGGCCCUGUGUUUAUCAUGCGUUAGAAAACCGAAAAGGAAUUUUGGAGCCAACUGCCUAGCCAGUUGGGCCUUGCUGUUGUUCAACUCAAACAGUCAUUUGAGAUUGGUCAAUAGCUCCACACACCUGCAAGUUGUGUUUAUCUUAAGCACAUUUUUGGCAUUUAUACUCUACGGCUAUUACAUUUGCUAUUUGACCAGCUAUAAUAUGCGUCCUGUGUUCCAACCAUAUCUGAGCACCGUGUCGGCUUUAAUCGAAGCAAAUAUGGAAAUCCUCACACCCAAACAUAUAUCAACCGAGUUGGAUAAUAAUCCCCAUGUCGAUCUGUCAUCCGUUCACGCCCUUAUGGUCAAUGCAUCCUAUCGCGAUGUUGCCAAGCUACUGAGUAGUCAAACGCGUUCCUAUGCCUUUAUUGUGACCCAUGACGAUUGGCUGUUUUUGGAGAAAAUCCAACGGCAUUUGAUUCAGCCCGUCUAUCAGAUAACGGAUAUUUGUUCUUGUGAUAUAUUCACCAGUUAUCCGGUGCGAAGGGAUUCGUCAUUUGCCGCUGCAUUGGAUUUCUUUAUUCUGUUGGUCCACGAAGCGGGUCUGUGGCAACAGUGGCAGGAGAGAGCAUUUCAGGCCCUAACCAAUUCAAAACAAUUUCAGGUGUUAAAAGAUUCAUAUCCGGUGAAUCCUCUGGAUAUUUUCUAUUACAGAAUCGCUGAGGCACGGGGAGGAGGUGGUGGCGGUGGACAUGGGGGUGGAGGCGGUGGUAGAGGAGGUGGCUUUGGUGGCGGCGGCAGAGGAGGUGGAUUUGGUGGUGGCGGCAGAGGAGGAGGAUUUGGUGGUGGCGGCAGAGGAGGUGGUUUUGGUGGUGGCGGCAGAGGAGGUGGUUUUGGUGGUGGCGGCAGAGGAGGUGGGUUUGGCGGCGGACGCGGCGGUGGUUUUGGAAGAGGUGUUGGAUAUGGCUAUGGUGGAGGCUUUGGUGGCGGCGGUGGCUUCGUACCUCCCUUUCGUCGUCCAUACCCCCAUUACGGUGGUUUUGGUUUCUAA
Messenger RNA from Musca domestica (house fly), 1422 nucleotides. RefSeq lists its product as uncharacterized. Lineage: Eukaryota; Metazoa; Arthropoda; Insecta; Diptera; Muscidae. Bases 1 to 1422 code for a protein of 473 amino acids. The record is from RefSeq and is a predicted model, not a curated record. The transcript is spliced from 2 exons.